Messenger RNA from Aspergillus candidus, 1081 nucleotides. RefSeq lists its product as uncharacterized. The coding region runs from base 248 to 925 and encodes 225 amino acids. Gene Ontology annotation, cellular component: ribosome. Gene Ontology annotation, molecular function: structural constituent of ribosome. The transcript has a single exon. The record is from RefSeq and is a predicted model, not a curated record. Gene Ontology annotation, biological process: translation. Lineage: Eukaryota; Fungi; Ascomycota; Eurotiomycetes; Eurotiales; Aspergillaceae.
CACAGACCAACGUUUGUGUCCAGUGCAUUCUUGCUUCAAGGUGCAGUUGCAUACUCUCGAAGUGAUCUAGCGAUCAUCCCCUCAAUUGAUACCUGUGGAUCCGAGACGCCCAUCGCGUGACACCCCGGUCAAGCCGCAUCUCCGAUAAAUCUCGACUUCAGCCGACCUCCGGCUUCCCAGACCAACCAAAAAGAAGAUACGUGAAGAAAGGCGUUCGAACAGCCAGAGCCUUCAUUUUCAUAUCACCAUGUCUCCCCGCUAUAUCCUCCGGGCCAUGCAGCCCGUGCGCGCCUCCGUCUUCUCGCGAGCGACGCCAACGACGACAACCAUCCUCCCUCUCCUCCCCUCCACCAGCUCAAUUGUCAGCCCCCUCCGGCGUCUGCAUUCCACCACCACUACCACAGAAACCCCCGACCAACUCCGCACAACAGCGGCCGAAGCAGCCGCCGCACCAUCAACCAUCGCGCCCCCCUCCCUCCGCAGCUACCCCUACAGCACCAAGCUGGGCACAGUCGUCUCCGUCGGCAAAAUGCAACACACCGUGCGCGUCAGCCACCGCCACACAGAGUGGGACGCGCACCUGCGCAAGCCGUACCCCAAGAUCACGAACUACCUGGUGUCGGACCCGCGGGACUCGCUGCGCGAGGGCGACGUUAUCGAGUUCACGUCCGGUGCCCCCCGUGGCAGGAACGUGCGACAUGUUGUGGAGCGCAUUGUGGCGCCGUUUGGGUCGGCCGUUGAGGAGAGGCCGGCUGUCAUGACGCGCCAGGAGAGGGAGGCGGAGAGGGCGGCGAAGAGGGUCGCGAAGUGGGAGAGGAGGGAGCAGAGGUUGGUGGAGGCGGGUGUGCCGAUUGAGGAGGCGAGGAAGGAGAGGAUUGGGAAGGUUAGGAGGCUUGUGCAGGAGAGGGUUGGGGCUUGGGCUUAGGUUAUUGAGAUGGUGAUGUGUGGUUGAUAUGUGUGUUCACUUUUUUCUCUGUCGCUGAUUGUCUCUGAAGGAUGUUUCUUGUUCUGUAUUUGGAUGUAUGUUGAUUUGGGUCUGUAUUAUACUUUACUAUUGUCAGGCAUUUGUUGCUGGCAGUCA